AUGGAGCUGCGUUGCUGUCCCAAUCAGUUUCCUGAGGGUUACGUACCACCAACGACACCGAAACCAACACCACCAACACCACAUCCCUCAAUACCAACGGAUUUCGAAGUCAAGCAUCUCGCUCCCAUCUUAUACAGCACAGUAUACAUGGAUGGGUUUGAAUACCAUUGUACCGCUAUUAUCCUGUCGCCGACCAAACUGCUAACCACGAGCAAAUGCGUGGGCAAGAAGGUUAGGCAGAAGCCCAGCAGAAUUGCAGUGGGUGUUACCGAUCCGAGAAUAAACUAUGAUGAAGAACUGGAGUUCGCAGUUACGCGAAACAUCAAGCAAAUGAAUAAUGAUCUAGCACUUCUGGAGCUGCGCACGGCCAUUGAUUUCACGGAUAAGGCAAUGGCAAAUGGAAGCAUUGCUAUCCUUUGCCACACGGACGAGCUGGCAGGACAGCCAAAGCUAUAUGCUGUGGGCUUUGCUCAAAACACGGUAACCAACUGCGGCUUGUUCCAGACCCGCCUUGAGAGGCUCUCUGACUGCAGAGUACCGGAGCUAAGACUCCCGGUGAGAGGAAUCGAUAUCACUUCAACACACAUCUGUGCGAGAGCUAUGCCGGAGAGCUCUGCCAGGAGUGAUGGAUGCAUAAAUUGUCUGACGGCCAGCUCGAGUGUACUCCAUGUGGAGCGAGCGGACGGCAGUCUAUGUGUGGCUGGCAUUGCCACGCCCACUACAGACGAGUGCAAUUUGACCGACAAUCCAGUUCUCUAUACGAUAUUUUUGAAUAGCGCAUUCAAAAAUUUCUUGGGCCUUCCUGAAUCCGCCAGUAACUGA
Messenger RNA from Drosophila navojoa, 822 nucleotides. RefSeq lists its product as uncharacterized. Gene Ontology annotation, biological process: proteolysis. Gene Ontology annotation, molecular function: serine-type endopeptidase activity. NCBI's taxonomy places the organism in Eukaryota, Metazoa, Arthropoda, Insecta, Diptera, Drosophilidae. The record is from RefSeq and is a predicted model, not a curated record.